UGCCAAUUAGGCCCCAAGUUCCCAACAUUCCUCAGAAACCUAACUGAUCUUAAAACAAUCAUCAUCAACUUUGGUGGGAUCUCUGAUGCCAUACCUCGUUGGUUCUUGGAGAUGGAUUUGCAGCUGCAAGAACUCGAUGUCGCAAACAACCAACUGCAUGGACAGGUUCCCAAGAAGUUCCAAGGAGUUAAGGUUCAGCAGUGAAUCCAACGUUUAUCUGAGUGAAAAUAGCGUCGAGGGACCUCUCCCACUCUGGUCAAGCAAUGUGACCUCGUUGUAUUUGAGGAACAACACAUUCUCCGGGGCCAUUCCACGGGAUAUUGGGACAGCAUUGCGUCUCACAGACUUGGACAUCUCAAGAAACAGUCUAAGUGGCACAAUCCCAUCUUCCAUAAGAAAUAUGACACAACUAACCACUUUAGUCAUCUCAAGCAACAACCUGCAGGGGCAAAUCCCUGAUGUAUUCUCCAGCAUACCAAUGCUUUACAAUGUCGACGCCUCAAACAACAGUCUGACCGGCAGAAUUCCUUCUUCCCUAGGAUUCCUACAUGCUCUCAAAUUCUUGAUGCUCUCAAGCAACAUCCUUUCUUCCCAAAUACCCUCCAGCUUGAGCAACUGCACAGAGCUAGUCAGCAUUGAUCUAGGUGACAAUGCGUUGUCUGGAGCUAUCCCGCCUUGGGUUGGAGCUGAGAUGACAUCACUGCUAAUCCUACGCCUGAGAAACAACUCGUUCAAAAGGAACAUCCCUUCACAAAUAUGCAAUCUCUCAGUCCUACACAUACUGGACUUAUCGAAAAACGCACUGUCAGGGUCAAUUCCUGCCUGUUUCAAGAACCUCAGCUGGUUUCAGAGAGACUUGACACCCGAAGACACUGAUCAGCUUUACCAAGGGCGGGUGCAGCUGGUUGCCAAGGGAAGAUUACUGCAGUAUGACUCUAUAUUGUAUCUUGUCAACAGCAUUGAUCUCUCGAUAAACAAAUUUUCCGGAGAAAAUCCUCAAGAAAUCACGGCCCUAUUCAAAGUGGGAACCCUAAACCUGUCGAGGAAUCACCUAAUUGGGAGAAUCCCUACUGAUAUCGACAAAUUGGAACGGAUUGAGACGUUGGACUUGUCAAGCAAUCAACUUUGGGGGCCAAUUCCACUGACCAUGGCGUCGCUAACUUUCUUGAACCACUUGAACUUGUCGAAUAAUAAUCUGUCCGGGCAGAUUCCAACUGGUAAUCAGUUCGAGACAUUCAAUGAUCCGUCAAUCUAUGAAGGUAACGAGAUUCUGUGUGGUGCUCCAUUGCCGCGAUGUGAUAGCGCUCCGUUUCCAGAUGUGGACGGUGGAGAAGAAGGUGAUGGUGACGAAGAUAGAUACGAGAAGCUGUGGGUGUUAGUUUCAGCUGGGAUCGGGUUCUUCCUUGGAUUUUGGGGGAUUUGUGGUUCUUUGGUUGUCAAGGACAGGUGGAGGGCUGCAUAUUUUGGUUUUGCUGACAGGGUGUGGGCAAGAUUCUGCUCAGCAUUUCGUCGAACACUUGGGCAUCAUUGAGAAGCUCCCCUCACAAGCCGUAGCUAGU
Salvia splendens (bonfire salvia) is the source of this 1559-nucleotide messenger RNA. Its product is annotated as receptor-like protein EIX2. Gene Ontology annotation, molecular function: protein binding. NCBI's taxonomy places the organism in Eukaryota, Viridiplantae, Streptophyta, Magnoliopsida, Lamiales, Lamiaceae. The coding region runs from base 86 to 1531 and encodes 481 amino acids. The record is from RefSeq and is a predicted model, not a curated record. The transcript has 2 exons.